UUAUUAUUUGGCCCAUUUUUGGCCCAUUUUUCUGUUUGAGCAAGUUACUGCGGUAGUGUUUGCUUCCGCGAACGACGAGCUCAGAAAUCAGAGGUUUCAUUCGUAGAAAAUGGCUACUAUCUGAUCAGUGGCGAGCUUUAGAGAGCAGACGCAAGCCCACACCGAUGCAUGCCUUUAGACUACUACGAUCGAUUACAACCAGGCCCGUUUACUCGACGUCCCGAGCUCUAUAUGAUGGAAAAUUUGGAGGUUUAAUCGAUACAUGGAUGAAAAGGUUAAAACCUCAAGUGUACAGUUCGCUCUCAAUGUUCAGAAACCGAUUUGGUGUUCGGUCAUGUCAUUGGCAGUUCUCGAAAUUGAAGAAUCGAGGAGGCACUUUUACUUUGUGCAAUGCUGUUGGGUUGUCAGCAUUGCUCGGAUCUCUUAACUCGUGGCCACGUGAUGCGUAUGCUAUGGACGGUAAGAUAGCAUGAGAAAGACACUGUGAGAUUAUCUUGGUUGGUUCGGGUUCUCAAAUUACAAGAUGAAUUUGGUGUUUUGUUGGAUGAUGGUUAUAACUUGGGCUUAUUGGAAAAUCCCAAAACUAAAAAAGACCACCGGGUUUUCUUGGUCCUACUAAAGAAAUUGGUUGUUCCAAUUUUCCUAGUGGUAACUAUUUUCCUGAACUGGGGUCAUCCUCUGAUAAUUGUUGCAAAAGUCACUCUUACUCUUUACGUGACAAAGCCGAGCCCACUCUCAAUUCAUUUCUUCGUCGAAGAGAUGCGAAAUCAAGUCAUCCAAAAUCACCCAUUCAUCUAUAGAUUCAAGUCCCUGCAUGCCAAUAAAGUUGAGGUUGAAGAUUAUGGAAUCUUCUGUUUGGCUAACGUGGAAUUGAAAGAUCAGAAGUUAACUGUUUUUGGAUUUCUUGGAAGCUGGUGGGUUUUGCAUGUAUCUUCACCUGAAGAGGGUUUUUCUGCGCUCAAGUCCAGAUUUAGGAACAUUAUGAGUUGAGGAAAAUAUUGCAGUCCGGGGAGCAGCCGUGGCUAGCAUGAAAAAUAUCGAGCAGUAUGCCUUUCAUUAAAUUGAUGAAAAGUUUCUGUUUUAGCCAUGUUCAGCACUGUCUUUCAUUAACUAUGCUUCAAUACGUACUAUGAUAUUUGUUAUUACUAAAAAUAUCAUGGUUCAGUUGACAUUGAAUCUCAAUGUCAUGCGAUGACAUCGGUUACCAACAGUGCUCUAUUGGACUCGAAAGUGGUUCCCCCUCCCCUAAUUCCCUUGCACCCCACCAUUGUCCCCUAAAUAUUGUAGCAUUUCGACAAAAGGGGACACUCUAAGU
Molecule: messenger RNA, 1315 nt
Organism: Cuscuta campestris
Lineage: Eukaryota; Viridiplantae; Streptophyta; Magnoliopsida; Solanales; Convolvulaceae
Source: the annotation of a GenBank genome assembly